Messenger RNA from Medicago truncatula (barrel medic), 1623 nucleotides. Its product is annotated as zinc finger BED domain-containing protein RICESLEEPER 2-like. The record is from RefSeq and is a predicted model, not a curated record. Gene Ontology annotation, molecular function: DNA binding. The transcript has 3 exons. Bases 175 to 1023 code for a protein of 282 amino acids. NCBI's taxonomy places the organism in Eukaryota, Viridiplantae, Streptophyta, Magnoliopsida, Fabales, Fabaceae.
UUGAGCUGCGCCUCCCAACUCUACUCAUCUAAGCUUGAAUCGCCUUCAUCCAAAGCUUCAAGCUUCAAUCGCCUUCAUCCUCCUUCAUCGCCUUCCAUCUCAAAUUUUUGCUUCUCUUUCUCAAUACUUUCUGAUUCUUCUGCUGCUCCUGUUCCUCAAAGUUUUUAUCUAAAAAUGGCUAAUGAAGAAGUUCAGUCACCUAAUGAUGUUUCUCCGACACAACAAACUCAAACAGCUCUGGAUGAGACGAAUGUCGAAAGUCAAGAACCUGAAGCCGUUCGUGAGCCUAGUGUAAGUCCUAACAAAAGAGGACUCAAAUUUGUUUAUUGGCGUCAUUACAACAGGCAGAAGUUCGAUGGCAAGUUUAAGGCUAUUUGCAAAUAUUGCGAGAAGAAACUUGGUGGUGAGACAGCAAAUGAUACUACUCAUUUAAAGGACCAUCUUUCAAUAUGUGCAGCUCGCAAUAAAAGAAGUCCAAUGCAAAUCUUGCUUAAAGUUUCUGAAGUGCCGGGGAAGGGUAAAGAAUCAUUUGUUGCUGGAACUUAUACUUUUAAUCAAGAUAUUUCUAGGACUGAACUUGCGAAAAUGAUCAUUCUUCAUGAAUACCCCAUCAUGAUGGUCGACCAUGCUGGUUUUCGAAGCUUUAUACAUUCUCUUCAACCUUUGUUCAAGAUACCUUCUCGCAACACCAUGAAGAAUGAUAUCAUGAAGUUGUGUGAAAGCGAGAGAGCAAAGCAAAUGAAUUCAUUUGGUAAGAAUAAAAGUCGCAUUGCAAUAACUACCGAUAUGUGGACUUCUAGCAAUCAAAACAAAGGGUACAUGGCUGUCAUAGCUCAUUACAUCGAUAAUAAUUGGAAUUUGCAGAAUCGAAUCAUAAGAUUCAUUUAUGUGCCUGCACCACAUAUUGCUGAAGUGAUUGGUGAUUCUCUAUCAAAAUGUUUGUUUGAAUGGAAUAUUGAUAGAAAAUUGUCGACAUUAACUGUUGAUAAUUGUAGCACCAAUGAUGCUUUGAUUGAAUAUUGAUUAAUAAGUUUGGAGUUGUGUCUUUUGUUUUAGAUGGUGAAUUGUUUCAUAUGCUUUGUUGCGCUCACAUCUUAAACUUGAUUGUUAAAGAUGGUAUGCAAACAAUUGGAACUUCGAUUGAAAAGAUUAGGGAAAGUGUUGGUUAUUGGGUUGCAACACCUAAGAGGGAGGAGAAAUUUAAAGAUACUUGUCAACAAUUGGGUAUGACCUAUGAAAAGAAGCUUGCACAAGAUUGUAGGACAAAGGGGAACUCUGCUUAUUUGAUGCUUGCUUCUGCAUUGCCUUAUGAAGAAGUUUAUAAACGCUGUGCUAUACGUUUUAGUCAUUAUAAAUCCUUACCAAAAGAUUGGAAAGUGGCAAGAGAAAUUUGUGAACAUUUGAAAUUGUUUUUUAGUGUUUUUUAGUGUCACCGAGUUGUUUUCAGGUACUAAGUAUCCAACUUCAAACCAUUAUUUUCCCAAAAUUUGUGAAAUAAGGUUGGCUUUAAGAGAGUGGCAAAUUUUUUGUAGUGAUACCAUUUGGAAUAUGGAAGGAGAUAUGAUUGUGAAGUUUGACAAGUAUUGAGGUUUGAUUAAUGGGGUGAUGGCAAUAGGGGCUGUU